This is a messenger RNA of Trichobilharzia szidati, 509 nucleotides long. The record is from the annotation of a GenBank genome assembly. NCBI's taxonomy places the organism in Eukaryota, Metazoa, Platyhelminthes, Trematoda, Strigeidida, Schistosomatidae.
GAAGAAUGUUGCCAUAUGAUGCAGAAUCCAAGAAGCUAUCGAAUGAGACGAUAUUCGACCAAUUCGUCAAGGAUGUGGUGAAGAUGUGCAAAUGGCCGGUUUAGAAUAUGGUAUUCCAAAUUUAGCUAUGUACCAUACGUUUCACCAAAUAAACAAUCCUUUCAGUCUCCUCAGUCUUGUCUUCUUCACAUUUGGUGUCGCUGCCUCUGUCGGAGAUGAAGGUGCCGUGGCCGCAGGUGUUCGAGGAUGGAGAUGUGCGGACGUUCCUCAGGGACUUCGAAGCUGUCGCGGAGCUGGUUGGAGUGCAGGAGCAGAAGGCGAAGCUGGUGGUCUUGGGGACGCUGCUGAGGGGCCGCGCGAAGGCUGCGUACGACAACGCUCGGGAGCUGGAAGGUGAGGCGGCGUGGGACAAGGUCGUCGAGAGGCUCGUGUGCGAGUUCGACAGCCCUGCGGACAGACAAGAGGCGCUGCAGAAGUUUCGGACGCUGAGACUUGGCCAGGAUGGGGAU